CAGCGACACACGGGAUCUUCCAAGUGGUCAAGGUCCCAGCCGCUACCAGCGCGACUUGUGAGGCUCGGCAACGGAGAAGACGAGACUGCCCCAACCCGCCUGGUUCUUACCUCCGAGGAGGAAACAAGCAACAAAAAAAUAGCAUAUGCGACCUUGAGUCACUGCUGGGGCGACUACCAGCCGCUCCAGACCACAACUCACACCCUUUUGUCGUUUCAAGCUCGACUCCCAAAGGAACAGACCCCGCGCACGUUUAGAGAUGCGAUGGACAUUUGCCGUGCUGUCGGCAUUCAAUAUCUCUGGAUCGACAGUCUUUGCAUAGUACAGGAUGAUAACGACGAUUGGUGCCGGGAAGCUGCACGCAUGAAGGACAUUUAUUCUGGUAGCUUGCUCACCAUCGCCGCCACAGGUGCCAGAAACAGCUCUGGUGGGUGCUUCUACGACGAUUCUAAGGAGGAGGAGUGGGAUUCAGUAUGGCCCCAAGACAACCUCCCGCACAUCUCAAAGUCCGCAUUCACAAAACGGCCCGAGUUUACACACCUCAACACUCGAGGAUGGGUGCUACAGGAGCAAGCUCUUUCACCUCGAGUGGUUUACUGCAUGCAGCCGGAAAUGCAUUUUAUUUGCCGGACUGUAAAUUGCACAGAGGCCGGCGCGUCCUUUGUACACGCAGCACGAGACCGAGUACAUUGGCAUAACCCUACGAUUAGGUCGUUGUCGGAAGGGAUGGACCCUGCUCACAUUCAUCAAGUGUGGUCGGAUUGGAUGGAGCACUAUUCGCGUCGUUCAUUCACGUAUCCGCAAGACCGUCUCAGCGCCAUUGCCGGGCUGGUCGAAGAGUAUGCCAGGUACUCCGGAGACGAGCACCUCCUUGGCUGUUGGAAGAGAACAGUCCGUCAGGACCUGAUGUGGACCCGG
This is a messenger RNA of Microdochium trichocladiopsis, 918 nucleotides long. RefSeq names its product heterokaryon incompatibility protein-domain-containing protein. Lineage: Eukaryota; Fungi; Ascomycota; Sordariomycetes; Xylariales; Microdochiaceae. The record is from RefSeq and is a predicted model, not a curated record. The transcript has 3 exons. The annotation marks the transcript as partial.